Molecule: messenger RNA, 3849 nt
Organism: Recurvomyces mirabilis
Lineage: Eukaryota; Fungi; Ascomycota; Dothideomycetes; Mycosphaerellales; Teratosphaeriaceae
Gene: NMD2
Product: mRNA decay protein
Exons: 2
Coding region: 1-3849 (1282 amino acids)
Biological process (GO): nuclear-transcribed mRNA catabolic process, nonsense-mediated decay
Cellular component (GO): exon-exon junction complex; cytoplasm
Molecular function (GO): RNA binding; protein binding
Source: RefSeq, a predicted model, not a curated record
AUGGAGCGGCAACGGAAGAGAGGAUUGAAGGAGCUCAAUGUGAGAGCUUGGAAUGGAGAGAAGGAUGUCUUUCCGGUGCAGCCCUCGCUGGAUUCUAACAUGAAGAAGAACACGGCAUUUAUCAAGAGACUGAGGACCGCGAUAAACACUGCAGGUGUCGCCACAUUCUUACAGGAGGUCCGCACGCUUUCGCUGCAUCGUUAUUUGACCGAAAUUGUGUCAGCCUGCUUUGAAGGUCUCGGCAGGCUCAAGACUGCUGGAGAAGUUGCAGCGGGUGUUGAGGUUGUCUGUGCGCUACACCAGCGCUUCGGUCCCGAUGAGUUCACGUGCUAUCUCGGGUGGUUGAUUGGAAGAGGCUUGAGUACUCCGGACAAGGCGCAACUUAAGGCUCUAUCGAACGAUGUCCGUGAACGAGAGGAGAAGGAGCGAAUCUCGAGGCAGCGAGUGCUUCUACGUGUGGCGACAGAGCUUUGGCUGGUCGGUGCCUUGCGCAGCCUAGAAGAUGUCACGAGACCUGAGGAUGCUACGAAAGCUCGAGAUAGUGGCAAAGGCUUGGAUGGCCCACCCAAGCUGAAAGCUGGUGGCGCAAAGUUCGGGACGAAUGAUGCCGAGCCAUUCCCACUGGAAGUGCUGAAAGAUAUGCUGAGCCACGAUCGCGACCAUGUCAACUUACCACUGGUUGUCUUGUUUGUGAAGACGUUUGCUUGGGAUGUGCUAGGUUCUGCGACGACAAAGAACGAGGGCCGUAAGCACGUCGCUGAAGAUGGCGCGACGACCACUACGAAUGGCAAUUUCGAGUCUGCGACUUCAACCGAGGACGAAGAUGUCACGGACAAGGACGCGCCACUCACUUCUCCAGAGCUGCAGCAGCGCUUUCGUAACAUCAUUCUGAGAUACUUCGAAGAUGUCAAACAGCACAUCUCACGCGAUCAAACACAUCUUACGUCGCAGAGCAAACGUAACGCGGAAGCCUAUGUCAAAUCCGGUGAGGUCUUCGAAGAUCGACAGGCGAACUAUGAGAAGGCGGUCAAGGCGCAGGAGAAGCUUGUCUCAAGCGCGCAGACACUGGCAGAUGUCCUCGGUGCCGACAUGCCAGAUCUGUCUGAGAAAGUCCAGCAUGGUAGUGGGUUGGAAGGCAGUAUCGGCCUUGUGAAGACAGGUGAGUAUUUGCGUGGUCAAGGUGGGGGAGCCGGGAUCUGGGAGGACGAAGAUGAGCGUCGAUUCUACGAAAGCCUGGUAGAUCUGAAAGAUCGCGUGCCUGGUAUCUUACUCGAAGACGGCAAGAAGAAGAAGGCAGAUGUUGAUGAGCAGGUUGGCAAAAAAGUCGAGGACGCUGAAAAGCAAGCCGACAGGCCCGCUGAUGUGGACGACUCGUCUACUGCGAUUGCCAACAAGACCGUCGGCGCUCAAGUCGACGCACUACUAGCUCGCCUGCACGAGCUCACUAACAAGGAUCAGGUUGAUCAGUUUGCCAUCGACUUCUGCUUCCUCAACUCGAAAGCAUCGCGCAAUCGCUUGUUGAAGUCGACCGAGGAGAUCCCCAAAGGCCGGACUGAUCUUCUCCCUUUGUAUUCUCGCCUCAUCGCCACUCUUGGCCGCUAUCUGACGGACGUCCCUCAAGCUAUCAUCAGCUAUCUCGAUGACGAAUUCCGUAGCCUGCAGCGUCGAAAGUCCAAGGACUUCCUGGGCCAGGUUCGUAUGGUCAACGUUCGCUAUAUUGCUGAGCUCACCAAAUUUGGCGUUGUACCAGAACAUGUCAUCUUCCAUUGCCUGAAGGUCAGCUUGGACGACUUUUCCCGCAUGAAUAUAGAGAUUAUUGCAACGCUUCUGGAGAACUGCGGACGGUACUUGCUUCGCAAUCCUGAGACUUCGCCACGUAUGUCCUCCUUCCUGGAAACCUUGCAGCGCAAGAAAGGAUCUCAGCAUCUUGGUCAACAAGAGCGUAUGCUCAUCGAGAACGCAAUGUAUUUCGUCAACCCGCCUGAGCGGUCAGCAAUCCAGCAGAAGGAGCGGACAACGCUAGAUCUAUACGUCAGGCAGCUUGUCUACAUGGACCUCAACAAGAAAACAAUCGAGAAGAUCAUCAAGCAGAUCCGAAAACUGCAUUGGGAGGAGCCGGAAGUUGUCGAAGUGCUGCGCAAGAUCUUCGUCAAGCCUGGUAAGAUCAAGUUCAGCAAUGUCCACCUGCUUGCAGUCAUGCUCGGAGCACUGUACAGGUUCCAUGCGGAUUUUGCCAUCUCGGUCAUCGAUGAUGUGCUGGAGCGCAUUACGGUCGGUCUGGAGACGAAUGACUUCAAGUACAAUCAGCGCCGCACAGCUGAGGUCAAGUAUCUUGGCGAGCUAUACACGUAUCGAUUAGUCGACUCCACGAUCAUUUUCGACACGCUAUACAAGCUACUCAACUAUGGUCACGAAGGUGGCUAUGCUCAACCCGGCCGCAUCUCGCAGCUCGAUCUUCCAGAUGACUACUUCCGUGUCCGCCUUGCAGCUUCAUUAUUGGAGACUUGUGGCAUGUACUUCGAGAAAGGCUCAUUGAGGAAGAAGCUGGACUUCUAUCUGUCUUUCUUGCAGUACUACAUCAAUGUUAAAGAACCUCUACCGAUGGACAUCGAGUUCGUGGCGCAAGAUCUGUAUAGCGGUCUGCGACCUCAGUGGAAGCUUGUGCUCAACGAUCUGCCGGAGGCUAGCCGUCUCUUCGCUGAGGCCACGAAGCAGCACUAUCGUGAUGCGCCCAAUGGUGUCAGUCCGCAGCAUGCCGAUGAGCCGGAAGAUCUCGAAGCCGAUGGAUCUGAUGAUGCUCGCAUCGAUGGCGAGGAGGCCUCACGAGCAGAUGGUGAUGCUGAGGACGCCAAGUCUGGGAGCGAUGAAGCACAAGAGAGUCCAAAGACAGCACAUAACGAUUUAGACGAUGACGAGCAUAUUGUGGUGACGCGACCUGAAGAGGAACGUGACCCCGAGGCUGACGCUGACUUUGAUCGCGAGCUCGCCAAAAUGAUGGCAGAGGGCGUAGAGUCACGACGAACUGACAGAAAGCCAAUGUUCGAUGUACCGCUUCCGAUGCGCCGCACUUUGCGUGACGCGACUAGCCAUGCCGCAGAAGAUAGUGGUGGCGAGUCGCCUGCGCCUGUACCCCUGGGCCCAAGUACCAUGAAGUUCGCUCUUCUAAGCAAGAAAGGAAAUCGUCAGCAGACACGCUCCAUCGACCUGCCCUCGAACUCAAGCUUUGCGGUUGCUAUGCGCACCCAGCAAGAGGCCGAGCGCGCGGAACAGCAGCGAAUCAAGAGUCUCGUCCUGAAUUACGAGCUCACGGACGAUCAAGAUGGUGAACCGCCCUCUUUUCAUUAUGCUUACACACAUGCCGGCAAAUGCACACAACUCAUCGGCAAGGGCUCGCUCAACGGAGCCCUGCGGACUGGUAAUCGCGGUGGCGAUGGUGACGGCAGUCGAUCUCAACAUAUGACUGCUGGGAAUAUGCUCGAUCAGAGCAAGGAGAUCUCAAAGACACCUGUGACUACUGCGCUGCGCGAAAUUGAGAAUAAUGCAACCAAAAGUACAUUCGCUGACCAAACAGGCUCGGUCGAGAAUUUGCACGGCGGUCCACGAUACGAUAAGGCGGGAAACACACGCAGCAAGCAGCGUGCUCGCAAGCUGCAACUGGGAGAUAUUGACUGGUACGCUGAGCGCUCAUCUCCCCCUGCUACUUCUGCUCCUGCGCCCCCACAAGCCUCGCUAGACGACUUCAUCGUCGACAAAUCGCAGUCGAAGCAUAAAGUCGUCGAGCGUCAGGACUCUGUGCGUAGUGGUGGUAGUGGCAAUGGCGGGCGUGGUCUCUACAAGACGACAGGCUGA